AUGGCAGAAUCACGCCUUGACCGGGAAUUUUUCCAGGGUCCUAUCACUUCACUCGCAUUCUUCCGCAAUGCAGAGUAUCUUCUCGCUGGCGAGGACACCCAUUUGACUGUCUAUGAUCUGCAACCAGGUCAUGCUGUCCGUAUAGGCAGCGUUCGGGUCUUCUCAGCACAACCUAUCCAUGGAAUUCGUCUACUCAGCAAUGGGAGGGCAUUGGCCUGGGGUGCUGCACAAAUCGCGGUUGUCUCCAACAUUGAAGGUCUCAUUGGUGAUUCGGAUGGCCAGGUCAUGGUAAACAAGACAGCUGCUCCAGAUUGGAUUUAUGAUGUUGCGCCGUCGCCGUAUGAUGACUGUUCUGCGGUUCUUGCCACAGCCCAUAACGAGGUUGUUCAUCUGCGCCUGAACGGCGAAGACGCACCGAUGGUUGGCACCGUUGUCUCGCCUUCAAGGCCAAUACUCUAUGCUGCGAGAUUGAAAUGGUUGGAUCAAGACUCAGUUCUCAUGGCUGGAGGUACUAUCUUUGGCGAGAUUUUGGUAUGGCGUUGCCAUAUCUCCGAAAGUCGAUCCGAGCUUCUCGCUAUUCUCAACGGCCAUGAAGGCUCUAUUUUCGGUGUUGACAUUUCAGAGGAGCUCCCAUGUGAAGAUGGGACAACCUUGAGGCUCAUUGCCAGUUGCAGUGACGAUCGUACUGUGAGAAUCUGGAAUAUUACAGGACAAGAUGGAGUGCAUGAGAACAAGCACGAUUUCGCUGCGCCACGAGAGACUGGGUUUGGGUCAAAAGCAGGUUUGGACGAUGGACCUAGAGCGGAGGAGCUACGGCCUGUAGCAACAAUCAUGGGCCACUUAUCGAGAAUCUGGGGUAUCAAGUUUGCCGCUCUCACAGAAGGCCAGACGCUUCCAAAAUCCCCAAUGUCUCUCUACUCGUUUGGAGAGGACUCCACUGCUCAACGAUGGCAAUUAAGCAUUGGUAUUUCGCUUGAGAAGGUGGCUGGGUCUCUUAAACAUAUCGAGACAUAUGCUGUACACGAUGGCAAGCAUCUGUGGGCACACGCCGUGGUGAACCGAGGAGACAAAACACUUAUUGCAACAGGCGGAGCUGACAGCAAGAUUUCGCUCAUUACGCAACCCGCAUCUUUGGCUCCUUCGAAAUCGACAAGUGAGCUAACUGGGCUUGACUUCCAAGAUAUUGCGACUAGUUUGCCGAACCUUGGCGAAUUGAAGCCACUCCGUGCACAGGAGAUAUUCAGCCGUUAUGACUUCAUCUCUGAUGAUCGGGUUCUGGUAACGACAAAUUGGGGGCGACUUCUCGUAGGUGUUUUCCGACCAAACCUCGAGUGGAAAGAAAUCGAACUCGAAGAAUAUAUGAAUGUCGAGUUUCAAUCGUGCUAUUCACUAAAGACGAUUGGGAAUGGAACGGCCAUUCUGGGAACGACCAGCGGCAAGUUAUACUACUUCUCUGAAGCGCAAGGAGUUACACUUAUUGGCUCUGUGCCUGGCAAGAUUUUCAACAUUUCAAUCCUGUCGUCUACUGGUGAAGGGCCUACUGAAAUUAUUGUUCACUUGCACGGAACUUCAGAUUCUCAGUACUUCUCGAUCGACUGGCACACAGGGAGUAUCGUAGCAGCGGCAGAUAUCCGUGGCAUUGAUAAAAGAUUUGUUGCUAUUUCUGCCGCUCGCUUCAGGAGUGACUUGAUCGCCAUUGGAUCACGCCACGGUUUCCUGACGAUACUGAGGCAGACUGGCAAUGAGUUCCGUCCUAUCCUGGACUUCAGAUUUAAUACACGCGAUGCUAUUACCGGCCUAGUACCUCUACCUACUACUGAAGGACAAGAGGCUCCUCUGUACUUCUUGGCGACAAGCCGAGAUACAAAGUACAGGAUCUAUGAGAUCGAAGAACUCGGCGAGGACGUUCGGUUGCACCUCCAGCAUGAGGUUGCAGCUCCGUCUGGUGCUGACAUAGAGGGAGGAUGGUUCACACAGGGUUCGUCACCCGAAUUGGUCUUGUACGGCUUCAAGAGCAAGAACUUCAUCGUCUGGAACGAAACUCGGCGAGAAGAGAUUGCAUCGAUUGACUGCGGAGGUGCUCAUCGGACAUUUACCAUUGCACAUGACCCUGUUGAUCACAACAAAGUUCGUUUCGGAUACACAAGAGUCAGCAAACUUUACGUCUUCUCGCAGCACACGCCGAUGCACCGACCACUCAGGUACGGGACACACGGCAGAGAGAUUCGAGGUUUGAGCGCAAAUGGACGAUACAUCGCGACUGGUGCUGAAGAUACAACGGUUCGUAUAUGGGAAUAUGAGGGUCAGCAGUCCAAGCAGAAAGAUAGUGGUGGUCUGCGAUGCGUCGCGUCCACUAAACUACAUAUCUCAGGUUUGCAAAAAAUCCACUGGGUUGGAGACGACUAUCUUCUCAGCAGUGCUGGCUUUGAAGAAUUCUUUGUGUGGUCGGUACGAAGGCUAGACUCAAAGUACAAAGGACUCGGCAUCCUGUGCGAAGGCAUUCUCGAAGACAAGAGCCCUGCUGCGGACCUUCGAAUCAUGGAUUUUGACGCUUGCAAGGACGCCCACGGAAAUAUCAUCAUCACCAUGAUCCUGUCCAACUCGACCUUGAAAACAUACCGUUACACACCAAGAAAGGGCUUCCACCUUUUGGCCCGCAUGUCAUACACGGGAGCCUGUUUGACACAAGUUCGCCAUCUCGGGGUGGACGAAAAGGGGCUUUCGGCACUUACAGCCUCUACGGAUGGACACUUGACGACCUGGGAAGUAAGCUUCGGUGGGGAUGAAGUAUCCAGCCAUGUGCUUGUCCAAGUGGCUCCAGUCCAUCAGAGCAGUGUCAAGUGUCUGGACCUCCACCCAACACCUGAAGGCUUUUUAGUCCUGACAGGUGGUGACGACAACGGUCUUGGUGUCACGACACUUGUUGCCAUGUCAAAUGAGACGGGUAACCGCAGAUACACAACCUCCAGUCGUGGAAUAGUGCGCAAAGCUCAUGCAGCAGCGAUCAACGGUCUUGUGCUGGUGCGACGCGGGGCAGAAACAUUUGGUAUUACUGUCAGCAACGACCAGCGCGUCAAGGUCUGGAGUGUGAAGCCGGGCAAUGUGAAACUGGUGGCCGAUUCCUAUAGCGGCGUUGCUGAUCCUGGCGAUAUCGCAAUCGUGGGGGAGAACGGGGGCGUUGAUGGCGAGAGGCUUAAGGUUGUGCUUGGUGGAGUGGGUGCGGAGGUCUGGUCGUGGUAA
Messenger RNA from Fusarium poae, 3240 nucleotides. RefSeq lists its product as uncharacterized. Gene Ontology annotation, biological process: tRNA methylation. The record is from RefSeq and is a predicted model, not a curated record. The coding region runs from base 1 to 3240 and encodes 1079 amino acids. The transcript has 2 exons. Gene Ontology annotation, cellular component: cytoplasm. Gene Ontology annotation, molecular function: protein binding. Lineage: Eukaryota; Fungi; Ascomycota; Sordariomycetes; Hypocreales; Nectriaceae.